Messenger RNA from Pogona vitticeps (central bearded dragon), 1972 nucleotides. Its product is annotated as glutathione S-transferase 3. The record is from RefSeq and is a predicted model, not a curated record. Gene Ontology annotation, molecular function: glutathione transferase activity. Gene Ontology annotation, biological process: xenobiotic metabolic process; glutathione metabolic process. Lineage: Eukaryota; Metazoa; Chordata; Lepidosauria; Squamata; Agamidae.
CAGAUUAAGCCUUUCAUGACUGGCUGGUUCUUGCGCGCCUCGUUCCCGCCCCCUUUUCUCUCCGCUCAAAACUGGAGGGGAGGCGGGGCUCAUUCCCACUCGAGUGCCUGCGCCGUCGACUGGCAAGUGUUGGGCGAGGAGCCGCUGGGAAGGAGACCAAGUAACUGUGAAAUCAUGGCAGGAAAGCCCAAGCUGUAUUACUUCGAUGGAAGAGGCAAAAUGGAGUCAAUACGGUGGCUGUUGGCAGCAGCGGGUGUGGAGUUUGAAGAGGAGUAUUUGGAGACCAGAGAGCAAUAUGAGAAGCUGCUUCAAGAGGGAUCCCUUCUGUUCCAGCAAGUGCCCAUGGUAGAAAUUGAUGGGAUGAAGAUGGUGCAGACUCGAGCCAUUCUCAACUACAUCGCGGGAAAAUACAAUCUCCAUGGGAAGGACCUGAAGGAGAGAGCCUUAAUUGACAUGUAUGUGGAAGGAACAACGGACUUAAUGGGGUUAAUCACACUGUACCCUUUCCUGAGCCCUGAGGAUAAGGAGAAACAACUUGCCAACAUCACUGACAGAGCAACAAAAAGAUACUUCCCUGUGUAUGAAAAGGUGCUAAAGGAUCGUGGGCAAGAUUUCCUUGUUGGAAACCAAAUGAGCUGGGCAGAUGUGCACCUCGUGGAGGCUAUUUUAAUGGUGGAGGAAAAAUCUUCUGAUGUUCUGGUUGCGUUUCCUCAAUUGCAGGCUUUUAAAGAAAGGAUGAGUAACAUUCCCACCAUUAAGAAGUUUCUGGAGCCAGGAAGCCAGAGGAAGCCUCCACCGGAUGAUAAAUAUGUGGAGACCGUGAGAAGAGUUCUUCAGAUGUAUUUUAGCGUCAAAUUAAAUUAGCUACUCAAAGUAGGCUUCUUGACUUCAGUGCACUACGAGUGCUACUAACCAGUGAUGACGACUGUGAAACGCUCUUACCAUAAACCCUCUGCCGUUACAUUAGAGAUGAGAGUGCUAUGUUGACCAUUGGUAUCUGAUCAAUGAGCUGCUUCUAAUAUAAAUGCUAGUAGAAUAUUGUUACAAAGGGAGAGCACAAUACGUGGAGAUUUUAUUAUCAGUAUGUUAAUCUUUCUGUACUUAAUAGUUGAAAAGAGAGGAUGAUAAGAAGAUAGAUUUGGAGCUGCUGGUAGAUUUCAGCAAAGAUAAUUGAUUUCCAAUUAUGCAGUAACAACAGUAGUUGCAGAUUACACCACCACCCCAACCAAUCUCAAAUUAUAUCACUGAGCUGAAGAAAUUUGGACCAGGAAUGUAGUUUGUUUGUACAAGGAUCAUGACUUCCUUUCCAAUCUGGUACUCUGGAAAAACAAAAAACAAGACAAAAACGAACUAAUUUUUUAAAAAAAAUCCUGGAUGCAAGAUCUCAACAUUUUAAAUACGUCUUUGUGCCAGGAUUUGAUUCGUGAAUCUUGAGGUUCUAAUAUUAAAAAGAGUGAGGUCAUAAGCUUGAGGUAUUCUGCUUACCCCAGUUUUAAAGAGUACUCUUUGUAUCCCCUUCCUCCUUCUUCCACUAUUGAAAUAAAGUAUUGACAGAGAAGUUCAGAUAACUCACAUUCAGGGUGUGACAGCUCCUGGAGUUAUUGGAGCUUUGUUCAUUUCUACCUAGCAGUAUAAUCUACCAGCUUAAUAAAUUCACACUGUAGAACUGAAUAAAGUCUACAUGUUUCUUUAAGGAAAUUCUGUCUCAGACUUGCCUUCCUUUCUAUGCUGCUAAGCUCAGUUGGCAAAGGGUACAGAAGAGUUAGAAAGGUGCUAUAAGGGACACUUAUUUGAAGGGAGAAAAAUGUAAAAUCAAAACAGGCAUAGGUAUUGAGGCUUCACUGUGUUUAGCAAUCUCUUAACAUGCUUGCUUUUGAUUAUAUGCAGUUUAAAUUUUUUUUACUCCAGUAGCCAUUCUCAUGUAGCUCUCAUACAGUGAUAAACUAAUAAAGCACUCUUUUCUGUUGCACAG